Molecule: messenger RNA, 7007 nt
Organism: Gambusia affinis (western mosquitofish)
Lineage: Eukaryota; Metazoa; Chordata; Actinopteri; Cyprinodontiformes; Poeciliidae
Product: solute carrier organic anion transporter family member 1C1-like
Exons: 15
Coding region: 3293-5404 (703 amino acids)
Biological process (GO): sodium-independent organic anion transport; transmembrane transport
Cellular component (GO): membrane
Molecular function (GO): protein binding
Source: RefSeq, a predicted model, not a curated record
AAGAAAUUUUAAAACUACAAAAACUCUUUUAGAUAUACAUUAUUUAUUUUUACCGUUUUGUAAUUUAGACACUAUACUGUAGCGUCAAUAUUGCCGGACUUACUGGAAGUGCCUAUAUUGGUAUUAUGUAUCAUACAGUGAAUAUAUUUGGAGAUCAUAGACUUCGUCACAGACUGAACCAGUGUGGAUGUUGUAAUGUGAAUACAUUGAAUUACAAAAUUACAGUUUCUGUGUUUAUUUCUGUGUUGGUGUUCUGUUGGUUUCAUGUACCAAUCCUUUUACAUUAAUGGCACCUCUGGCAAAGAUAUGUAAAAACAAACUUUAAACAAAAAGCAGUGGGGGCUUGUGCUAAAUUGAUUAUUUGAGCUAUAUGUUAUGUUAUCAUGCUAUUCCCUCAGCAAAAACAUCCCUGGAGUGUUACUUUGAUUCUUUCAUGCAUGUUUGAGGAAUUCCCAGUGGCAGCCAUUCAUGCUUGCUCUCACAAAGGAUAUUCCCAUAAAGCUCCUCCAGACUAGUGGCAGCAGUAGUUAACAAACACCUGGUGGGACUGUGAGUCUGCUGAGCUCAUCAUAUAAGCUUCUUCUCUGUCCAACACUCCUGAGAACGGUUGUAAACGGCAUAAUGAGAAGCAUUGUUGUGAUGACGGGCCGAUGGAGGAGAGUCUGAAUGAGUAGGAGUUUCUUAAGGAGACGGGGCAAUUUCAAGGUGUCCUAUUGCAAAGUCAGCUUUCUUUGAAGAUAUGUUUGAUAUUUAGAGCAUUUUUAUAACAACUGAAGGUAACAUAGUUACUUGAUGUACUACAACAUAACACUCUGUGUGGGAAAUACGUGAUACUGCCCCUUUAAACUAAUUCAUCAUUAGAAGAAAAACACAAUAACUGGUUUUAGCAAAAUCACUAGUGCCACAUUAUUGGCACCCCAGUAGCUACUGCUACGGCCUCUUUUGCCAAAAGGACAAUAUUUGUCCUUUAACCUUUCAUAUACAGGGCAUUCCUAGAUAUACAUACAGAAGCAUUAGAGGAAGAUGCAUCUCUGACCAUUCCUCUUGGCACAGGGUGGUGAUGAAUGUCUGGGUAUUGUCUUAUGCUCCCUUCCUUUCUGCUUUAUGUCUGGCAAAUGAGCUGGCCAUGUGAAAACUUUGCUUUUUAGUCUGCUGAGAAAGUUCUGCAUUUAUUUGGAAACAUGUUUUGGAUCAUUAUCCUAUUGAACGACCACAUUUUGACUCUUUAGGCAUAGGUCAUCAUAUUGUUUUAUAAUCUCUUUGCAUUUCAAUUUGUCUGUAAUGCCGCAGUAGCAAAUUCCCCAAGGCGUUUGAAUGAGAAACACGCCCACAGCUUCACAUAUUCUUCCCUAUACUUAACAGUGAGCAUGAGGCAGUGCAUUUAUCCUUUGAUUCAUUCCAGACUCAUCUGGUCAAUUUGUUGUUUAAAAGCUUUAUAUUAACUUUAUGGUUUCAACACAAGUCUUAAUAGCAUUUAGCAAAUUCUAUGUCCUUAUAUCUAUGACGAUAUGACAGCAAUGUUGUCAAACAAUAACUUGGCAUGUAGAUAGCACCUAAAGGUAGUUGUGAAGUCUUUGUGAGCAUAAUUGACUUGCUCGUCUGUAACAAGGAGCAUUAGAAAGGUUUUCCUUCCCAAUCCAUCCUCUUCUUUUUGGUUCAUUUUGCAACAUCAUCUUCUAUCCUCUUCCAGUCUUGGUUGUUCCAGUUCUACUUUCUAGUAUCUGGGGAGACCAUCACACAUUGGCCCUACCUCAAUGACUUUUACCUUUCUGAUGUUGAAGAGCUUCAUAUGUACGUAAAUCACACAGGGCCUUAAAAAGUUAUUCACCCCACUUGAAUUGUUUCAAAUUCUGUCAGUUUACAACCACCAAAAUCCACUGUUGGCAAAAAAAAAAAGAAAAGAAAAAGCUUUUCAUUCUAUUUUUUAAAUACAAAAAUGCACUGAGCCUCUUUUACUCUAAAAUCCCCUUAAUUCAAAUUUUGCAACCACUUGCCCAUCCCAAGUCACUUAAUUAGUUAACAUAGCAGCUGACACACCAGGAAAUGAGUGUGUCAAAAUUAGAGAAGCAGCCAAAACUGCCAUGGUAACUCUGGAAAAACUGCAGAGACUCACAGCUCUGGAGGGAGAAUCUGUUACCAGGACAACUGUUAGUCAAGCACUUAACACAUCUGGCCUUUUUUAAGAGUGGCAGCGAAAAAAUAUUGGUGAAAGAAUGCCAAAUGCAGUCGCAUCUGCAGUUUACCAAAUGCCAUUUAGGGAACACAGGAAACUAACACUUUACUUCACCCUGAACUCAGCAUCCCUGCUGUGAAAGUUGGUGGUGGCAGGAUUAUACUGUGGAGAUGUCCUUCUUUCUCAGUGUGGACAAACAAACUUUUCAUAUGACUAUUUGUAAAAAAAAAAAAAAAAAAAAAAAAAAAAAAAAAAAAAUGGAGUGAAAAAUAUGUCUUAUUUUUCCUUCAACAAAUUGACAAUCAAUUUUGUGUUUGUCCAUCACCCAAAAUCCAACUUAGAUACGAUGAAGUUUCAGGUUGACACCCACCAAAGUAAAAGUAAAAUGUAACGAAAACUUACUAAAAAUUACUAAGACAGGCGCUGAGAUCCUAUCAGUAGAGACGGAUCAUUACAUUUAACAUGUCUUCAUGUGCGUUUAUUUUGCUAAAAAUGUAAUGCCCAACACUAUAUUGCAUUUUGAUCAUUUACGUACAACAGUCUGGGCGAGUUAAAUUAUUACUUGAUGAUUUACCACGUCACGAUAAUACAUAAAGGUUUUUAUUUUAUAAUCUUCAAUAGAAUUGCUAAGAGCAGCCAGUGAACGAACGUCCUCUAAGAAAAAUGACGCACAAGGCAGGACUCCGAGUCACUCACGUCACAACGCGCUACAGGUCUGAUCAAGAUGUUAAACUAUUCGGGGCUUAUCGGAGCGCAGGAAAACCCUGACAUAUGUUGUCACAACUAGCCUUUUUUCCCCCAAAACCUUUGAAACAGCAAGUGUGCGUCGCUGUGCAGACGGCGUUCAAUCCCCAUCCACUGGGCACUCGCUCUGCGCGCUCCCGUGGAUCUGGCACUGUGGCAGCAGGUGAUUUAACAAGCACUGGGGAGGUUUUCGUCAGAGAAGAGGAUUUUUAUUAAAUCUAUUGCCCCCCUUUUUUUUCUUCCAUUUUUUCCUUGCUACAGUAAUUAAAUUAGAGCAACUGUAACUCGAGAGAUUAGAAACGCGACUUGGGUGUGAGGAAUAAACCUGUAGAAAGACCUGAGGCCUGUGUGUGAAUCAGAGAGAAGCCGGUUGUCAUGCAGAAAUUGGAAAAACCAGGCACAGCUAGCUGGAUGCUAGAGGACAGCCCUGCCACUUGUACAGCGAAGAACUGUCACCCAAAUCUAAAGAUGUUCCUUGCAGCCUUGUCCUACGCCUACUUUGCUAAGACCUUAUCCGGCAGCUACAUGAAAAGCACGAUUACACAACUGGAGAGACGAUUUGACAUUCCCAGCUAUCUGAUCGGCGUUAUAGAUGGAAGCUUUGAAAUUGGGAAUUUGUUGGUGAUUGCUUUUGUGAGCUAUUUUGGUGCUAAGCUCCACCGGCCCAAGAUCAUAGCAACUGGAUGCAUUUUGAUGUCUCUGGGAACCUUCCUGAUCGCCAUGCCUCAUUUCAUCAUUGGCCGCUAUAAGAUUGAAACAACCAUCAGAGCUUCUGAGAAUUCAACCAGCCAGCUCUCUCCAUGUCCAGUAAGUUCGUUGGAGUCGUCCAGGGCAGGUGAUAGGCCCUCUUCACUGCCCUCUGCAGGAUGCGAGCAAGAGUCCAGCAUUUCAAUGUGGAUGUAUGUGUUGCUGGGAAAUGUUCUGCGUGGAAUUGGAGAGACUCCUGUGCAGCCUUUAGGAAUAUCCUAUAUUGAUGACUAUGCACAGUCGGAAAAUGCUGCCCUGUAUAUAGGUUGCAUACAAACUAUUGCAAUUAUUGGUCCUGUAUUUGGUUUCUUGCUCGGGUCUCUGUGUGCCAAGAUUUAUGUCGAUGUUGGCUACGUAGACAUGGAAACAAUCACCAUUACCCCUCAAGAUGCCCGCUGGGUAGGAGCAUGGUGGCUGGGGUACCUUGUGGCUGGCACUGUCACGCUCCUGUCCGCCGUUCCUUUCUGGUUCCUGCCCAAGUCUUUGCCAAUACCUGUGGAUAAACAUGAUAGUGUCUGUGCUCCAGAACAGACCAGGUUUAUCAAAGAUGCAGAUUCGCCAACCCUGGACCACAAGAUCAGACCUGAGGAACCAACCAAUUUACACGUUAUGGCCAACGAAUUUGUGCCAACAUUGAAGAUUCUUCUUGGAAAUCCUGUAUACAUCCUCUACCUGGGUGUAACAAUCAUUCAGUUCAACUCACUCAUUGGCAUGGUGACCUACAAACCAAAAUACAUUGAGCAGCACUACGGCCAGACGGCAUCAAAAGCCAAUUUUCUUAUGGGCAUGAUCAACAUCCCAGCUGUGGCCCUGGGGAUGUUUUCUGGAGGCGUUGUCAUGAAGAAGUACAAACUGGGCGUCAUGGGAGCAGCUAAAUUUGCCUUUGGGACUUCCCUGUUGGGGUUCUUUCUGUCAUUCCUAUUCUUAGCCAUGGGCUGUGAGAACACGAAGGUGGCUGGCAUCACAGUUUCAUACGCUGGAGUGGAAGAUUUGUCUUAUCAGGAACAGUCUUUGUUUUCUGACUGUAAUUCCGGUUGCUUGUGCUCACCAAAAGAGUGGGACCCAGUGUGUGGAGAGAAUGGGAUCACCUACAUAUCUCCGUGUUUAGCUGGAUGCACGUCGUCCUCAGGCUCUGGAAGAAACAUGGUUUUUGACAACUGCAGGUGUGUGUCAGUGACUGAUGUCCAACCAGGAAAUAUAACGGCUAGUUUAGGCCAGUGUUCACUCGGACACAGUUGUGACAGAGUGUUUCCAUACUUCCUGGCUCUGUCUGUCCUCAGUUCCUUCAUCAUCUCUCUCGGCGGAACGCCGGGCCUCAUGCUUCUUGUCAGGUCCAUAAAGCCUGAGUUGAAAUCCCUAGCUCUUGGAAUCCACACACUGGCCACACGCACCCUGGCAGGAAUACCCGCUCCCAUCUACUUUGGCGCCAUAAUAGAUACAACCUGCCUCAAAUGGGCUUACAGCACAUGUGGAGGAAAAGGUGCUUGUAGAAUAUACAACACUUCAUCUUACAGGAUAGUGUACCUGGGCCUCACACUUGGUCUGAGGGCGGUCUCUUUCUUCCUUUGUAUUUGGGGAUUUGCUCUUCUCAAAAGACAUAUUAAAAGGGAGGAGAAGGAGGCUCUGAGCAACCAAAAUAGUGAACUGGAGUCACUGAGGAAAGAAGAGAACAGCUCCAUGCACUGUGAGCAAUUUAUACUGAGCCCUGACUGCAAUCCCGAAAGAGAGACUCGUUUGUAAGCUCCUACACAUCAUCCUCUCCUCUGACUCUUGAUGCACCACCCGUGUGCUGAGACAUAUCUCAGACCAGACAGGUAUAUAUAUUUGUACAUGAUUUGUGCAGAAAAGUGUUAUCUGAAACAUUUAGAAAAGUUUUAAGUUUGGUUUUAGUCCUUAAUAUAGUUGUGCUGGAUUUUCUGUAGGAGUCUUUGUUUUUAUUUUCAGCCUGGUUGUAAUGUCAUCUUGUGUACCAGAAUAAGAAAACUGUAGUCACACCCUGCUUAAUGUUAAUGUUGUGUCCAUGCAUUUGCUCAUAUGUAUAUUUGCAUUAUUUCUAUGGUAUACAUUGGGACGACAUUUUUAAAUCUCUAUAGGCAAAGUUUAAAUGUAAGUUCUCUGCAAGGGAAAACAAUCGCUGUAUGUCCUGAAUAUGUUGAUUCUAGCAUUGCCUUGCAUACCUUAUACUGUAUGUUGCCAGGGCAACAGUUUAAGCGUUGUAACUAAUAUGUUCCUUUUAAACAAAUAAUGCAAUGAUGAGGCAAAACCUACCUCAUUUUUCUGUUUGUACUGUGUUGUGUGUGGAGUCCAUGUAGCCACCGCUGUGCCUAGUUUUGUUUUAAAUUUGAAUGUCUCUCUACUCAGCUCUUAUGUUUUACUGUCUUUUUUGGAUCAUGGAGUUUUCUCAAUGCCUCUUCCUCCCAAUCUAAUACAAUGGGUAAAACAGGUAUGGCAUAUGUCAGCAUUUAGUGGAAAACCCACCAGAUAGCAGUGACAAUCCCAAAAAUCAACAGAAACAAUUUCAUGAAUUAAGUUUUGUGUGCUUCAGUGGAGUGACACAGGAAAUAGAUACUAAACACUGUUUCUUUAAAUCCACUUCGUGGGCUGCCACAUUAAUUGAUCCUUUAAUACAAUGGCGUCGCUAUAUUUAGUAGUAUUUAUAUUUAAAAGAAAUCUGUAUGGACAAUUAAAUAUUGCAUCCCACAGCGCUGUUUCUAUUGCUUUGGAAAAGGAUCCGUUCCACUCAAUUGAGAGUACUCUUUCCACUGAAACGCCACUCCAGGUUGUCCUGGUUACCUACAAGAAAUGAUUACAGGAAAAGCACUUUUGAAUUAUCUUGCAAGUAACAGAGUGAUUCUUUUUCUAUACAGGUGAUGCUACGUUACAAUCUCACAAAAUUUCCCUAAUGUAUGUGUUUUUGUAAAAGUCAACGUAUCUACUAUGGAGUCUUUAGGUCUUUUUUGGGGGGCAAUAUUGCACGUCUUUAAGUAGUAAAUCUUCGAUCUGUGGACCUCAUGUGUUAUCACAAAAUCAUAAUCGCUAAUAAACUCAAAACAUUUUUUCCAGCCGGUUCUAAGAUGAACUAAGAUGUUCUUGCAUAUGUGUUGAAAUGUUACCAUGCCAGCAAAAUAAAAUGGAAAAUGGGCUUUUAUUUAUUCAACAAAUUGCAUGAAAUUUCCUUAAUCUUUUACAUAUAUAAACAAUCUUCUUGUUUAUAGACGGAUAUAAACAGUCUUCUUGUUUAUAGACGGAUAUAAACAGUCUUCUUGCUUAUAGACGGAUAUAAACAGUCUUCUUGCUUAUAGACGGAUAUAAACAGUCUUCUUGCUUAUAGACGGAUAUAAAC